AUGGAUAGCGGCGGCAAUCCCUAUCCCUAUGGGUACCCUCCACCCGGCUCGACUCCCUAUUCGUAUCCUCCUCUGCACCCCUCCCAUUCAUUCUCCGGCGAGCAACACCAACAGACGACUAAUUCCGGAGCCUUCCCCUAUCCCCCUCCACCAUACACUGGUUCACAACCUCCCUAUCCUCCUGCGUACCCAAUUCCAUCGUAUCCCCCCCCUCCUCAUGUCUAUCCAUCUACCGGCCCCCCAUCUGCGCCGCCCCUCGAUCCAAACCCCCCACAUCGGCCUGCCCUGCAUCAGCACAACAGCUUCCAGUAUGACGGCUACCCUUACCAGCAAUUUGGUCAAUACCCCCCUGAAAAUCCCCGCCCUCCGCCCCGCUCCGAGAGCUUCUCUGGGUACCAUCACCAGGAUUUCUCUGGGUACCAGCGCCAAGACAGUUCUGCGGCUCCGCAGACGGCAGCAAAUUAUCCUCCAGUGUCAGUGGAUCACUUCGGCAACCCAGUGAGGUUUGGCGAUCCCCCAACAUCCUAUGGCCCCCCGCCGCCUCCCUCAUCUUCCACCAUGACAACUCCAUCUGUUUAUCCACUGAACGACCGCUUGGAAAAUGUUCGGCUGUCUGACCAGCCGUCCUCCGCUGUCGGUUCACCGUCUGUGUUGAGCCCUUCUGUGAGUUCCCACGAUCGACCAGGUAUGUACAGCCACCCCAAUUACUCAUUUCCGGCCAGCUUCUCUCCUCAAGUUCCGUCUGCUCCGUCUGCUCCGUCUGCUCCGAGGCCACAUAGUGGAUCACAGCAAGGGCAGAUGACGCAGAUUGUCCCCUUUCAGCCUUCUAAACUAUCUCUGAAGGUCCUACUCUUGCACGGGAGCUUGGAUAUCAUUGUGGUUGCUGCGAAGAACUUGCCCAACAAGGACAUGUUCUCGAAAACUAUUGUAGACAUCAUUGGCCCGGGGCUCCUGAAAAACCUCAGCGGGAAAUUGGAAGAGCACAGCAUGCCUUCCGUCACUAGUGACCCUUAUGUCACCUUCUCUGUAUCCAACGCUGUUCUUGGCCGGACUUAUGUGAUCAGUAACAGCGAGAAUCCUGUCUGGAACCAGCACUUCUAUGUGCCCGUCGCGCAUUAUGGCUCAGAGAUCUGUUUUGCGGUCAAGGACAGCGAUGUCGUGGGCUCCCAGCUCAUAGGGACUGUUGUGAUUCCAGCUGAGCGAAUCUACGACGGAUCGAAAGUCGAAGGGAUUUUUCCAGUCCUGGGAACCAAUGGAAAGCCUUGUAAGCGUAAUGCGACUUUACAGCUCUCCAUUCAGUAUAUACCGGCUGAAUUGCUGGCCAUGUAUCACCAUGGAGUGGGUCCAGCCUACAACGGUAUAUCAGGUACAUAUUUCCCUCACAGGAAAGGUGGGAAUGUUAAACUUUAUCAGGAUGCUCAUGUCCCAGAUGGUUGUCUUCCGGAUAUAAGGCUGGAAAAUGGCAUGGCUUAUGAGCAUGGGAGGUGCUGGGAAGAUAUUUUUAAUGCAAUAAGUCAGGCUCGUCGUUUGGUUUACAUCACAGGCUGGUCAGUCUACCACAAUGUACAGUUGGUUAGACAUGGUCAAAAUGGAUCAGUCUCUAUGCUCGGGGAACUUCUAAAGUUGAAGUCACAGGAAGGAGUUAGGGUGUUGCUUCUUGUAUGGGAUGAUCCCACAUCUAGGAAUAUUAUCGGUAUCAGAACAGUAAGGCUGAAAACUCUCUUCCUGGUGCAAUCUUUUUGCAUUAAUAGUUGUUCACGUGAUUCAUCAGUGGAUGUAUUUUAUAUCUUAAAAAUUCCAUGUAGAGCAUAUGUUUUCCUGCUUUUAAUCCCGAGUGAAACAGCUGCGCCCGUGUGUUUAUCUGUCCUUAGUAACCUUUGAUUCGUCAUUUACUCUAACGGACAUUGAGAGCUUAUGAUUCUAUUGGAUCAAUAAAGCUUAAAUUUGGAAGAUAUAUUUUUGGUUUCCUCAUGACAACUAGCUGGGGGAAAAAUGCUCCUAAACACUAAAAGGCUUAUUUUGUGAACUUGAGAUAUAUAAUGAUUGGGCGUCCCAUACUGUGUCAGGCCUUACGACACUUCAUUUUAUUUUCAAACUUCUUUAUAAAUUGAUUUAAAAAAAUUUCACAUUCAUAGUUUUAAGUGGUUUAUUGUGACUAGUGCAAUCCUUUUUUCUAUAUUUGAUUUCAUAAUUUUUCACAUUCAUAGUUUAUGGGCGCCCCAUUCUAUAUUUGAUUUCAUAAUUUUAAGUGACUAGUGCAAUCCUUUUUUGAGUUCCUUUGUCUGGAUGACAAUUAUUGUCACGAGCCGGAUUUAAUUUUCAUCCUGGAAAUUAUUCGGUGUAAAUUGUUUCUUUCACUGAUUUUUAUGGUACAAUUUUAACAUGCUCUGAAAAGCAUCUGUAUAGAUUCCAUGGGUGGGGCCUAAAAUAGAAUAGACUGAACAGCUAAAAAUAUAACAGAACCAAGACUUCUUGUUUCAGACACUGGUGCCCGCUGAACACUAUCGAAGAGACUAUCUUUCAGAAAGUAGCACAUGGUUGGGGAUUUGCAUAGAAGCUAGCAAAUAGAUUUAGUGAUACCAUGAUGCAGAGUAAAAUGAUAACUACUUUCCCUUUCUAGCGCACAGCAAUUGUUGAAAUCCUUGAUGUGCAUUUUAUAUUUUUCAGUCUAUCACAUUUUUUUCAACUGACACAAGUUUCCAUGUAGAAGCUAGAAAAUAAACUUAAUGACCUCAUGAUAGAAAUAAAGACGAGCGUUGGUCCUCCUUUUUACCACAAAGAACUUGCUAUAAUCUUGAUUGCUCAUUUCGAUUUUUCGCUCUAUCAUGUCCUCAAGCAACGGUAGGUAAGCAUCCGGAAGUGUGCUUGGAUUUUGGAAGUCAAGUAGUCUGACAGGCUGUCUAUGCCAGGUCACUUCAAAUGUAACCCCAACAAAGAUAGCAGCCAUUUAUGUAUUGUCGAAUCUUGUUAUUUCCUAACUCAAAACCUCCUGCCAAUUUACCACUCACAUCUCACUUAAAUACGCACAAGACCAAUUUACCAUUUACAUCAAUCCGCUUCAGAAAACAAAUUCCCAAGAUAUUUUCUCAGUAAUGAGAAGUUCACUCGCAAUGAUGCAUUAUAUUUGUGUCCUUGAGGAUGAAAAUGGAAACUUUAGGAGGAAAAUUUAUUGAAGCAGAGUGCUGAGUCGCGCUAAACUUUAAAUUCCAACCCAUCUGACCAGUAGCCAAGUACAACUUCAAAAUGUAUUUGAGAAGAUUCAUGCUUUUCUUCUAUAACCUUAUUCUACUGUAGAUGCUAGAUGGCUGCAGAGUGCUGACCCUAUUCUGUCACCUUGAGAUAAGAUUUGUAACAUUUUACCACGCUGCUUGCUAUAAGUUCUUAAAAAUAGAUUUCCUGGGAUGUUUAAUCUUCCACAUAUGAAAUCUUUCUCUCCAUCACGUUCAGAAAUCAAACUAAAAACAUCCAUUAUCAUACGAAAUCAUAAUUUUAAGUUUUGAAAUUAGGAAUUUCCAUCACUAGAGUAACACAAAAAGACAGACUUUGUUAUGGAUUACAGGAAUCGGUGAUGUUUUGCAAAAAUACUAUAAAUUUUUAAAUUGAAGAAUAUCUUUAGUUUAUUUUGUUCAUUUGUCAUUUGUCUUGGCUAUUCAUAUAGUCAGGAUGCUUGCUGAUUGGACCAAAGGGCAACUGUGAAGAAAAUCAGAACUCGAAUUUUUUUAGCUGUGAAUGAAUUAUCUUUGUGAUUUAUACUUGUAGACUUGUCUAGGUCUUGAAAGAGCUUGCACAAAAUAUGAUGAAAAUUAAUGUUUCUUGUCAAGUUCCAUUACUUUUCUUUUCAUUGUUGAUGCAGUGCAUGCUUCAUUUCUGAUACGUAAGAUCAAUUUUAUAAUUUAUAGGAUGGAUUAAUGAAAACUCAUGACGAGGAGACUGCUCGAUUUUUCAAGCAUUCUUCCGUGAAAGUCUUGCUCUGUCCUCGAUCUGCUGGAAAAAGGCAUAGCUGGGCUAAGCAACGGGUUAUCUUCUUAAUUACUUUUUCUAGCAUUUCCUGUUCAACCUUGUCUGAGUUUUUUGUCAUAUAGUGCUCUAGUUCUUGCUAAUAUUUUAAAGAUUUUUUUUAUUGUUCUGCUUCUCCUGUGGAAACUUGAACGUUUUCGUAGAUUAUUCUCACCAGGUCAUUUGGAGGGAUAAAAUGUCUGUUCCCAGUUAGUAUCUGAUCUCGAAUUACCUUAUAAAUUAUUAGAAUAAUUUUUCCUGAGAUUCAUUCAUUUCAUUGCAAGGGAGAGAUGGAAUAAAGAAUACCAUUAUUUCUGCUGCUUCCAUUGUCAAGUUGCGUAGAAAAUUGGUAUAUGUAGUGUCCAUUAUUCCUCUUUCACUAUAUUUUGUCAACAGUUUUGUAGUAUUGAAAGAGGUAUAUUUUGAUAUAACUGCUCUCCACCGUGUCUAGUGCAUAUCCGUACUUAGAAAUGUGCAGUGCUUGCUGAUUUUUUUGUUUCUCACAUGUGUUACACCGGGUCUCUUUUCUAUUUGUAUUUUUAUCUGACUUUUUUAUGUGUGCAUGCUCAUAAAAUUCGUCUCUGAAGGCUUCUUUUAUCUGGCAUUUAUUCAUUCGGUCCAAUAUACAUUCAUAUAUAUGCAUAUAUGCAUAUAUGUAUGUGUUUAUUUGUCAUUAUUCAAUUAUCAGUCCUAACAUAGAAUCUUGCUCAUCAGGAAGUCGAAACUAUCUACACUCACCAUCAGAAAACAGUGAUUGUAGAUGCUGAUGCUGGGAAUAAUUGGAGGAAGAUCGUUGCAUUUGUUGGAGGCCUGGACUUGUGUGAUGGCCGAUAUGAUAUGCCAGAGCAUGCUAUAUUUAGAACAUUACAGACGUUGCACAAGGAUGACUACCAUAAUCCAACCUUCACGGUAAUUUCAGUUAUUCUAUUUUUUUAAUGCUUGGGGAUUAUUUCCAUAUUUUUUUCCUUCUUUCAGACUCACUAAUGAUGAUCUGACACUUACGGUUUCAUCCCUUCCGAAAACUAGCAUGUUAAUGGUCUUCUAAGAGGUAUCAAUUAAAUAAUAAUGUUUUUAAAUCUGAAGGUGAAAAGGAAUUAUAUUACUGUUCUGCAGGAUGUAAAUCAUUAAAGCAAACUCAAAUUUCAGCUUUACAAUAUUAAGUGUGUAUAAACUAGGAACUACCUUAUUUAUGAUCAAGGGUAUUAGAAUGGAAUAGAAAACUGUAAAUGACAGCGUGACAGUGAACAAUGAUGUAAUAUUUUAAACAUUUUAAUGACAAAAUGUAGAAGGGCUCUAAAAACCAUUGAGUUCCUUAUGUUAAAUUUGAACCGAAUUUUUUUGAGUUUAUGAUAGAAGUGGCAUCUGAUGAGUAGCCCUUUUAGUGGAGAGUGUUGAAAAGUGGUUGCUAAAACCUUGGACAACAUACAUGUGCUACUGUCUGGAAUUUUUUUUAUCCGUUGCCUGGUAGUUGUCUACCCAAACAUGUUGGGAAGGGAGAGAGUCUGGUACAUUGUAUUCUGCUUCUGGCAUGCUCGUGCGAUGUUCAUUUGGGCACUCUGGAAAAAGUACCAUUUAUCUGAAAAAUUGAAGAAAUAAUGCUUGAAGAAAAAAUUUGAAUCACCGUAGAACAGCUUUAUCUUUUGCCAAUGAGACACUAGUGGGUUUCCAAGUGGACACUUUCUGACAUCACUAACAUUUAUGAAUUAUGAUUCUGCAUAAAUUUGUAAAGGCUGGAGAAUGUUUUGAGGGAAUUCACUCUUGUCCGUUGUUGGGAAUUCCAUAUAUCUGCAUCGUGGAUACUUGUUUUCUUAUCAUCUAUGGAGGAAAUAUUAUUAAUCAUCCUUAGUCUGAAGUAAAGUUUUCCUCAUUAUCCUUGAAUGAAGUAUUUUAAUAUAAACGAAGAAGUUGAGGGUGUGUGGGACAGAGUUUACCAGAUAUUCUUGGCAGAUGGGUCUGACAUGAGCUCUUUGUUAUGGUUAGGCUGGCCCACAACAUUGUACCUUAAAAAAGUUUCGCCGUUAAAAAUUCACUCUUUGUAUGGGUCUCUCGUACAUAUGCUGUGAAUUAUCAGGCUUUUUAGACCAAGCAGAGACUAGUCGCCUUUUGUCUUUGUUGCCAAUGCAAUGGUUCAGGCCUUUAGGGGGGACUGGCUAUGAAGAUAGUACACAUGCAUACUGUAACAUUGGGAAAGAGUUUUUAGUGGCAAGGGCACUGGGAUGAGAUGUCGACAUGCUUCUGCUUUAGUGGCAGAGGCAUUGUUCAUCUUAUUGGAAAUCAUGAAAUGUAACUUCAAGUUAUUGUAGGAGAUACACAUUUCAUUAAUUCUCUGAAGUAUCGCUGUCCUUUCCCUAUGAUCGACAUUGUCUUGACUCAGGAUAUCUGCUAAUAAGAAAGCGAUUGCCCUUUAUAGCUGGAGACAUUUUCAUUUUGUCCUAAACUCAGGAGGGAUUGGGCUGAGGAUGUGGGAUCUUCAGGUUAGUAUCGAUGCACCUAGAUGGGGGAGUGGCUCCCCUACUGUCUUAAUAUCGUCCUUCUAUCAGAAAUGUGAGGCAGAAAGUUAAAAUUUCAGCCGAACUUCCUAGCUUUCUUGCUUGGUUGCCUAUGUGGAACGUGCAACAUUUAUAAAAGUAGAUAUCAUGUUUUGGAGAUAAAACAUUGGACAGUUGUUUCUUGUGACUUGCUGGUUAGCCAGGAUUUGUGUUGACAUAUUGUCAUCUUUUGGGCAUCAGAACAAGAUAUUUCACUCGGUAGUGUGUGCAUGCAUUUUCCAUUUUUUUGGAAGAAAAAAUAAUGUUUUAUUGUUAUUAUGGUUUGCAGGCAUCCUCCAUAAUUGGCACAGAUUGAUUGAACAAGAAUAAAAUGCAUAAAAAUUAGGUGUAUAUUUUUUUUGUAAUACUUGUUCAACUGGCUUCAACACAUGUUAGUCCUCUCUCUUCGACUCAUCUAUGUUAGUUCCCUGUUACAGAAGCUAGCAGAUAUCCUUUGGGCCAUACUUUUGCCUCUCCCACUGAGUAACAGACUUCCUAUGCUAGCUAUGAUGGAAAAUUUAUAAUGAAUUUUGUAUUCUUAUAAUAGUUCUUAUCUUAUUCUAAACUGUAAUCCACUAACAGGGAACCAGCGUCAAUGGGCCAAGAGAACCGUGGCAUGAUUUGCAUAGUAAGAUUGAGGGUUCUGCAGCUUAUGAUGUUCUGAAAAAUUUUGAGGAGCGUUGGAUGAAGGCCUCAAAACCGCACGGAAUAAAAAAAUUAAAGAGGUCUGAUGAUGCUUUGCUUCUAAUUGGUAGAAUCCCUGACAUCAUUGGCAUAGAUGAUUCUGUGUGUCGCAGGGACAAUGAUCCAGAGACUUGGCAUGUCCAGGUAUUCACAUCCAAAAUCUAAGUCAAUUUUGAGCGCAUUUGUUUGACAUUUAUGAAUCUAUCGGGGAAAAGAGGGGAUCAUUGGAAGUUGUGAGUUUAAAUGUUAAUUUUCUAAAACUCGUUAUGGUUUUCACCAGUAUGGCUGCCAAUUUUUGCAGAUUUUUCGUUCAAUUGAUUCGAAUUCGGUAAAAGGUUUUCCUAAGGAUCCAAAGGAGGCAACUGGCAAGGCAAGGAAAUGACUUUGAUUCGCUGAUAUUUUUUUAUUUGGAAAUAUUGUUCAUUUUCUAAUUGGAGACCUGGUUACAAUGAUUUUGCCUGCAACAGAAUCUUGUAUGCGGAAAGAAUGUACUAAUUGACAUGAGCAUACAUACAGCUUAUGUGACAGCUAUCCGAGCUGCCCAGCACUUUGUAUAUAUUGAGAAUCAGUAUUUUCUUGGUUCGUCUUAUAACUGGGCAUCAUACAGAGAGUAUGGUACGUAUCAAUAUUUUUUCCAUAAUUGCAUUAAUUAUAUAAUACAACUAUCUUGAAAUUAACGAAUAAAUUAUGUUGAUGGAGCAGCUCUAUGAAUAUGUGCGUGUUUAAAUAUUUAUGCUGGUGCCUCGUUUCAUAUUAAGCGGUAUGCGACCAUCACAUUAAUCUUACCCCUCUGUAAUCUCCAACCAGUGGUUUUGUUGAGAAAACUUUCUACUCUAUUUUUAGUAUAACUUCUGAAGUCAUCAUGGAGAAGCAAAUCCUUCAAGAUUUUAGUUUUUUGGUCACGGUUUAUUUUUCUGAUAAUGACAAUAGGAUGUAUUUUGAAUGCAACAUGAAAAUUCAAAGCCAUUUGGUCCUUUGGUUGGCGGUCGGUCCUUUUGCACCAUUUUCAUUUUCGACCCUGGAUUCAAUAUGGGAAUUCUUGGUUUUCAUUACUUUGAAUAGUGUUUUUAAUUGUGAAUAAAAUUAGUGGAAAGGAUCUCAGUUUCUCUUAAUUAUAACAUGCUUCGAAGACCUAGGUCCACCAAUCAAAGUUUCCCUUUGAUUUUCUAUGUUUUCCAGUUUCUACUGUGCAUCCUAAUCUUUCAUGUUGGACUGGAAAUGAUGUGUAGGCAGGUUUUCUGGUUUCUGGAUCCACUUUUCCUUUUCCCCAUGUUUUUCAUAAUUCAGUAAAAUAAAGGUUGUGUACAAGUGACCUACUCUUCUGUUUAUGUUUAUGUUUCUGCUAUUAAUAAGAUCUGGUUUUGAGCUCCCCUACAGAAAAAUGGGAUAAACAAGCUUAGUGUGAGAUUCCCCCCCUCUGAAACUGUUGAAUUGGAUCUCAGUUGUCUUGGUUCCACUCACCAAAAGAAGGCGCCUGGUUCUUCAUGUAGCAUAAUAUUUGUAUUCUUCCUGUGUCUCUUUCAGAGGCCUGUGGUGUUAUAUAUAUAAUGGUUUUUUUCAAUCUCAAGAGUUGUAAUACGUUCUGUUAUCUGAUAGGCGCUAAUAAUUUGAUACCCAUGGAAAUCGCGCUCAAGAUUGCCAAGAAAAUCAAGGCAAAUGAGAGAUUUUCUGCUUAUAUUGUUAUUCCCAUGUGGCCGGAAGGCGACCCCAAAAGUCUGCCUAUGCAAAGAAUACUUUGUUGGCAGGUAUGAUUAAACUGUUACCAAAAGAAGAUGAUUUCUAUUAGAUCUUAUCAGCUUUCUCUGAACUUCACCUAGUAGUAAUCUUCUCUUAGUCAUGUUGAAUAGUCUGACAAUUGAAACUACAGUCGGACAUGGUAAAUGGAUUCAGCUUUUAUAACAAGUGUACAGUCGGACACAAUCAUGUUUGUAUAGUCGGACAUCCAGUUUUUAUUGCAUUGUUCUCCUACUAAAUGGAUUAAGCAAUAUUCUUAUGAUUAGUCUUCACCAUCCGAAUUGGGAAACAAUGAUACAUAUAUUAAUCCAUGCUGUUUGGCUGAUUUUUCUCUUAGGAAGAAUUUCUGAGGCUUACACUUUUUUCAAAAUUUUAUGCAUUUACAUGCUCUCACUCCAGAUAUUUUACUCAGCAUCGGAUUUUCUUUGUAUCCUUCCAAUACAUCGCUUAUCAGCCAUCUGCUAAAGUUGAAUAAUUUGUAUUACAUGGGUGAAUGCUUGAGCUCGUCUAGAUUUGUAUUGCGUGACUGAUUAAAUACUAGAUUGGGUCGUGUAUAAUAUAAGAUCAAACGCUUAUUUAGAUCAAGUUGGCAUGUUUUGAUGCCUACCAAAGUAAGAAGCCUAGAAUUAACCAUUCCAAUAUGCAUAUUAAGUAAAACGAAAAUUUUGAGAUGUUAGAAGGAUACUCACGAGAUGGAUCUUUUAAAUUUCACAGAGAUACCCCAAGUAAUUUUGCCGUAAAGGAACACCUUCUUGGGUUAAUUUGGACUUUGAAGAUUUCUCAAAAUCUGGUGCACAUAUAUAUAUAUAUAUAUAUAUAUAUAUAUAUAUAUAGACUUGGGCACUAGGUCAAACCUUAGGCAUCUAUUUUGAAACUUCUGGGUACAUUAUUAAAGCGUCUAGCAUCUUGGCAGGGAUGUGGCUCACUUGACUUAGUAAAUAACCCGAGGAUAGAUGAAAAGGGUGAUGAGCUUAUUUUUGUGAGAUAGUAAUAAUUGAAAACUAAACACAAGCAACUAUCACUCUUAAGAAACAAGAUCUGUAUUGUUGUUCAGAGUAUUUUAUUCUGUUCUUGCGAGAGGCUUUGUGGUUUACCAGGCACAGGAUCUCUUCUGGGUUCCAAAAAUUGCCAAGUUUCACUGCAGAAGCUAUCCGUGGAGAGAUAAGAGCCAGCUUAAUCUAGGUAGAUUAUUCAGAAGCCUUACAUAAAGAGAUAUCAGUGAUUAGGAGGGUUGCUCAAACACAGAAUUAUCUGACUAUUUAUCUAACUGGGGAAAUCAGAACGAUCAGAGUCAUGGAAAAAGGAGGGGCCCUUAGUCAACUGCUCCAACCAGGAUCAUCCCUUUUCAAUCCACACAGUCAAACCCAAUUCGAUGCUCCCACGACUUGGGAUCUUUCCUAAAUGGGUUUCCCCUCUUUUCUUUUCUUUUUCGAAAGACAUUAAUCGGUGUUCAUGAUCCCUUUGAAAUAUCAUGUGAAGAAUGCUACCUUCUGAAUCUUCCUGUGCUGUUCAUGCUUGUAUUUUUGCUCUCCUGGUUAAGUGACGACUCCAGAUAUUUGUGGAAGAUUUGACCUUUUCUAUUGGAUUUUUCUUCUUUAUAUCCGCCGGUUCACCUUCUUCUGUGGAUCUUCCUCCUCCUCGGCGCAGAAAGAGACAAUGCAAAUGAUGUACGAGACAAUCUAUAAAGCACUGGUAGAAGCUGGGCUGGAGAAUAGGUAUUCACCUCAAGAUUAUCUGAACUUCUUUUGCCUUGGAAAUCGCGAGGCAGCUGAUGGGAACGAUACCGACAGUCUCUCAUCGCCAAAUUCUCCCAAUGUAAUCAUUUCUUUGCCUUCUACCCCCUCUUUUCUCUGCUGAUUUUUGCUUCUAUACCCAUUUCUGGACUGAUGCUACCUUGUUAGAUCACAUUACCCAAUUGGGAAAGCAGUGGAUAGUUUCCCUUUCUGCAUGUGAUCACCGACCGAAUAAUGCCAUCUUUCCAGGCCCUUUCUCGGAAAAGCCGGCGCUUCAUGAUUUACGUUCAUUCCAAGGGGAUGAUCGUAGACGACGAGUACGUGAUAUUGGGCUCUGCAAACAUCAACCAGCGCUCGUUGGAGGGCAGCAGGGACACAGAGAUCGCCAUGGGCGCGUACCAGCCGUACCACUCGUGGGCGGAGAAGCCGUCCGGCCCGCGCGGCCAGGUGGGGGUGCUCGUCAUCGCUGCCCACAGCCUCAAGCUGCCCUGUUCUUCUAAUCACUGCCCGUCUUGUUCUUGCCGCAGAUCUACGGGUACAGAAUGUCUCUCUGGGCAGAGCACCUAGGGUUCCUCGAGGAGGGCUUCGACCACCCAGAGUCCCUCGACUGCAUGCGGCGCAUCCGGGCUCUCGGAGAGAUGAACUGGGCCCAGUUCUUCUCUGACCAGGUGACGGAGAUGAGAGGGCACCUCCUCAAGUACCCCGUCGCAGUGGACCAAACCGGCAAGGUCAACCCCCUUCCGGACUGCAAAGAGUUCCCUGAUGUGGGGGGGAAGAUAUGCGGGAACGUUGUGGGGCCCGUGGAGAAUUUGACCACCUGA
Messenger RNA from Spirodela intermedia, 11496 nucleotides. The record is from the annotation of a GenBank genome assembly. NCBI's taxonomy places the organism in Eukaryota, Viridiplantae, Streptophyta, Magnoliopsida, Alismatales, Araceae.